Messenger RNA from Penicillium macrosclerotiorum, 4848 nucleotides. Its product is annotated as reverse transcriptase/ribonuclease H family protein. The transcript has 2 exons. NCBI's taxonomy places the organism in Eukaryota, Fungi, Ascomycota, Eurotiomycetes, Eurotiales, Aspergillaceae. The record is from RefSeq and is a predicted model, not a curated record. The coding region runs from base 1 to 4848 and encodes 1615 amino acids.
AUGGACAGCCAGACCGACAAGCUCCUUCGUCGUGCCAUUGAGCUCGCCCAUCAGUUUACCAGAUAUCGGGAAGGAGCACUCCGCUGGUCCCGUGAUUUCGACCUCCUCACACAAGCUCGAUCCGACCACCUCCAAGCAUCCUAUCCCCUACCUCCAUCCGUCACCAAAGACAUCCCAUUUCCUCCAUCUUGGGGAAUUGACAGACCAACCCUUUCCGCUGCGGUGAAAGAAUUUCUGAAUCUCACUAAUAAGCUCCCGGACAUCGCCUCCUUACCUCCGGUAGUAGGUGAUCAGCCAGAGAACCCUCUAGGAGCAGCGAGAAAACGCCGCAGUCGCCCCCAGCCUACCCUCCAAACCCUUCUCCAUUCCGAGCCCGAGCAAGCUCCAUCUACCCUCUCCCAAGCUCCAUCCGAGCCCGAGCAAGCUCCAGCGACCCUUCAAAAACUCCCCGCCACAAUGCAGUCCGACAACGGUCAAGGGCCCUCCCGAGCCGGACGCAGAGCCACCUCUUCUGAGUCCCUCGAAACCCACGACGCGCUCCAGCAGCAAAGCCACCGCCCAAGCCAGGCGAGUGCUUUCGGUACACUACCCUCCCAGCUCCCUUCUCAAGACCCCGGCGACAUGCCUCUCACCCUAAACACAGCAAUGAAUCUCUUCCGACAAGUCCUUCGGGAGGAGCGUCAAGCUGUAGGCCUAGGGCGUCAAGGUCCGGUCGGUCCGGCCGGUCACCCAGGCCCCCCAGGUCCGCCAGGUCCCCCCGGCUCCCCAGGCCCGCAAGGGAUCGAAGGACAGCCAGUCCUAAGCUCCCCGGAUACUACCUGGAAGCCAUCUGAUAUCGGUCUCUUCAACCCUGAAAUCCGUGACAAUGGUGAGGGCGUUGCGACAAUCUCUAAUGUCACGAACUAUAAAGAUGUCUAUAUCUUUAUUGAUAGGAUGAAAGACCUCAUCCCUACUAAAUCGGAAGAAAUCGUUCGUUCUAACAUUGCAUCCUGUCUCCGCGGCUCCGCUCUCGGUUGGUACACCUCCCAGCUGUCCGAACUCGAGAGAGCGGCCCUCCGCUCUAACCCUGUCCAUUCACCCGUCGGCUGGUUCAGCACCCUUGAAGCCAAGUUCAGACCCCCCCGUUCAGAACUCCUCCAUAGGUUUAACACCACAACCUACGCCAAGCGCGACAUCCGAGCCGGCACCCCAGUGCGUCACUACGCACAGCAAAUGUUGCGCCUCGCCCGCGGCCUAGGCCAUACCUCCCCCCGCGACCAGAUGAUCCAAAUCCGCCAAGGUCUGGAAGGCGACCUACGGCGCGAUGUACCGGUCCCAUCCGACUCCACCACCAUGUCAGAGUUCAUAUCUAGCCUAGAACAGAAAUAUCUCGACUGGAAGGACGAAGUUGAUGACAGGAGCCGUGCCUACCGUCAAGCCCUGCAACGGCGACCUCAAAGCCAGUUGCCCGGUUCCCAAAACCGCGGCGCCAGCAACCGUAUGCCCCAGUCUCAGAACCCUCCUAGACGAGGCCCUAUACCGGAUCGUCGCUACCCAGAGCGUAAUGAUCAGAGAGCUGACCAAACCCAGAGACGAAUCUCCAACCAACAGUGGAAUCAGAAUCAGAAUCAGAGUCAGAAUGAUCACUGGCAGAACCGGCUCCCAGCGCACCAAUGGCAGCGACAGGCCCCUAGGCAGCUAGGAUAUCAGAAUCAAAUCCAGCAGCAAAAUCAAGUCGUCCAGCGUCAAGCCCAGAUCACUCAAGCCCCCCAGCCAGCUCAUUAUUCAAUGUCCCAACCCCGUCAGCCAUGGAAUCGCACGCUCCCGUCUCGCGACCGGAACCCCCAACAUGCAUACCUCGCUGAUCCGGAACCGACUAACGACAUCGAAGCUGACUAUCUGCCCGAGCUUGACGAGCCUACGGAACCGACCGCCGAAAUUCAAGAAGUUUUCUCCGAUGAUGAGGAGGUAGAUCAGGAGGCAUAUCUCGCCGCACGCGACGACCCUGAGGAAUAUGACCUACCCUUCACUCCUACCGCCCAAGCCUGCUUCCCGGAGACAACUGUCACAUGCGCCCAUUGCCGAGCUGGUUUCGCCUCGAAUAAUACUCUCCACAAGCACCUCCAGGCCUGCAAGCCACGCGCCGCAGCUGAUCUUCCCCUCGAAGCUACUGCCUACCUAGCAACAUCGGCUAUACCUGUUAUUAAGUCGACCCGCCAGGCCCAGCACGAGCCAGGCUACGCUUUUCGUAGCUGGCGAUAUGCUACCGCAGCAGUCGGACUGAAUUCGAGAAACGACGUCACGAUGUGCUGCCUCGACUCUGGCUGUGUCAUGACACUAAUCGACUCCCAGCUCGCGAAAUCCCUUAACGCGACCAUCCAAGCUAACACACCCAUCCCGGUCAGCGGCAUAGGAUCACAGCAUAUGUCCUCCUCCUAUAUCAAUCUAACCCUCCUGUUUUUCGGACCUACCGCCACAGCUGAGCUAGCCGUGGAAGCCCACCUGAUGGAUAGUCUCCGUGCUAAGCUUCUAGUUGGCAUCGAUGUGAUGGGCCCACAUAGGUUCAAGCUAGACUUCGACCGACGUCAAGCGACGAUCGCCGCCUGCCAGGAUAUGAAUUUCCCUAUCGGCCUCCAGGCAAAGCCCCACCAUGUCCCUGCUCGUCCAGUCUAUGCUGCCUCUAAGGUUGUCAUUCCUCCGCAUUCCCGAGCCAAUAUCCCAGUCCGUGUCAAGCAAGCGCUCCCGACAAGCCGAGACUUUGUUUUCGAGCCCUCCCCUGCCGCGUAUGAUAUACAGGCAUCGCUCGUUGAUUCAAACUUUUCGUUUGUCCCAAUAACCAACCAUUCAGAUAGCCGCUUAACCGUUUCCCGCCGAAUGCGUAUCGGCACCCUUCAAGAAGCUGACUACGCGGAGGCCCUGCAAGUUUCUGCGGACGCUGCCGCGUUGGCAACCGGCCCCUCUAAGCCAGCCCAAAUAUCACUGCCCCUACCCCCGCUCAUGAAACAGUCCUCCCUAACGCUCCAGGCCGUCAUCGAUGCCUACGAUAUCUGGGGCCACCCUCAAGUCGCAGAUAUCCCUAUGGAUCAGUGGAUGCGUAUCCCCCUCGCCCCAGGCUGGGAAGACAAAAUACCAAAAAAUCAGGUCUACAAAUGCGGAACCGCAGAUCGCGCUGAAAUUGACAAGGUGUUCGAUGCCCUCCAAGCCGACGGCAAGCUGAAAUUCGCUUCUUCCUAUACCCCGAGUGGCUAUCCCGUCUUUGUCAUUUGGAAAUGGAAAACCAACGAUAAAGGGGAUAGGGAACGGGUAGGCAGAGUCGUCGUUGACCUUCGAAGCCAGAAUAAAAUGGUGAUCAAGGACGUCUACCCUGUUCCAACCCAGUCAGACAUCGUCGCGAUUACCCAGGGUAAAGCGUUCAUGUCCGUCUUCGACGCCGCCAAAUGCUUUUACCAAUGGCGUGUUCAUCCCGAUGACGUGCACCACCAAGCUGUUAUCACCCACCGAGGCCAGGAGAUCUUCCAAGUGGCCAUUAUGGGUUUUUGCAACUCGGUCGCAUACGUCCAAAGGCUUAUGGACAAUAUCCUCCGCCGCUUCCGCUCGUGGUGCCGUGUCUACGUCGAUGACAUUGUUACCGCUUCCCCUACCCUUCAAGCCCAUAUUCAACACCUCCAUCUUCUAUUCACAGAACUAAAACGAUAUAAUAUUUACCUCGAACCCAAGAAAGCUUAUAUCGGUUUCCCAUCCAUUACCCUCCUCGGACAGCAUGUCGACUCCCUCGGCAUGUCUACCCGAGCCGACAAGCUGCAUGCAAUCACCACCCUCAAGUUCCCCCACACCCUCAAACAGUUGGAAACCUAUCUAGGCCUGACUUCCGCCUACCGCCACUAUAUCGCUAAGUAUGCCCACAAGGCAGAGCCUCUGCAACAGCGCAAGACUACCCUCCUCAAAAAUGCACCCUCCAAGGGAGCCCCCCGCCGAAACCUCUCACUACGGACCAUCCUCAAUGAACCCACCCAAUCCGAACUCGACUCUUUCGCAACCCUCCAAGCUGAAUUCGCCAGCGCCCCAUGGCUCGUCCAUCACGACCCUUCCCGACGCCUCUACGCUGACCUAGACUCCUCCAAGGAGCAAGGCCACGGCGCCGUGCUCUUCCAUCUCAAAGAAGGAUACGACCAUAAGGACCCUUCUAAGCCGCCCCCAAUCACCUCCAUACAGCCAAUCCAAUUCCUAAGCCGCCUACUCACAAGUGCCGAAAAGAAUUACUGGCCUACCGAACUCGAGGUCUCCUGCCUAGUCUGGCUGCUCCGCAAAGCUAGACAUCUUAUCGAAGCAGCACCCCUCGCCCUCCCUCCGAUCAUCUACACAGACCAUAGCAGCACAGUCGCUAUUGCAACAAGCACCAGCCUCCGCUCUGCUAGCUCCGAGAAUCUCAACCUCAGACUUAUCCGCGCCUCCCAAUAUAUCCAACAAUUCAACCUUAAAGUCUUCCACCGUCCCGGCAAGACUAAUAAGACAGCCGAUGCCCUGUCACGCCUCCCAAGCGCUAGACCCACUAAGCCCGCCGAGCACGACGACCUAGAUUCGCUCUGGUGCAACCCCUCCUUAUGCAAUCCCGAUCCCUACGCCGAACUCCCAACUAUCCCAGACCCCCAAGCUACGGCAUUCCUCGCCAGAGUCGCCCAGGAAGCCUACCCAGCCGAUACCUCAGACGGCCACCAGCUGACAACCUCGAUCGUCCAUUUGUCAGAUGAAUUCCGUCAGCGCCUCAAAGCUGCCUACAUAACAGACUCCCGCCUUUCAUCGAUCAUCGAUACCCUCCAACAAGCCACAGCUGAUCCCAUUCCCCCCUACCCUCCCGUACGAGUUACAUGA